Marmota monax (woodchuck) is the source of this 3723-nucleotide messenger RNA. It is a transcript of the gene Stac, whose product is annotated as SH3 and cysteine rich domain. The transcript is spliced from 11 exons. Bases 188 to 1396 code for a protein of 402 amino acids. Gene Ontology annotation, biological process: skeletal muscle contraction; positive regulation of protein localization to plasma membrane; positive regulation of voltage-gated calcium channel activity. Gene Ontology annotation, cellular component: extrinsic component of cytoplasmic side of plasma membrane. Lineage: Eukaryota; Metazoa; Chordata; Mammalia; Rodentia; Sciuridae. The record is from RefSeq and is a predicted model, not a curated record. Gene Ontology annotation, molecular function: transmembrane transporter binding.
AGUGCUGGGGAGGUGGGCAGGGCCGGGGCAGGGGUGAGGCCGGAGGAGGGCAAGUCGGCGGCUGGGCGAGGAUGGAAGUCCCCGGGACCCGGAGCUGAGCGACGGAGCGCGCGGCGGGCAGGCGCGCCGGAGGAAGGCGAGCUUCGCUGUUCCUCCGGGAGCCCAACACCGUUCCCGCCCGGCCACGAUGAUCCCUCCAAGCGGCGCCCGCGAGGACGGCGUAGAUGGGCUGCCCAAGGAGGCGGCGAGCGCGGAGCAGCCGCCCUCUCCUGCAUCCACCAGCAGCCAGGAAUCCAAGCUCCAGAAACUAAAACGAUCACUUUCUUUCAAGACCAAGAGUUUACGGAGCAAAAGUGCUGACAACUUCUUCCAGCGGACCAACAGCGACGCGAAGCUGCAAGCGGACAUGCAGGCCGAGGUCAGCCCCAGCUCCAGCCCCCUGCCUGCUCCAGGAAGCCUGGCGUCCACGCCCACCAGGGCUGGCCUGCACCCAGGCAGCGGCAAGGCUCACGCCUUUCAGGAACACAUUUUCAAGAAGCCCACUUUCUGCGACGUCUGCAACCACAUGAUAGUGGGAACAAAUGCUAAGCACGGACUGCGCUGCAAAGCCUGUAAGAUGAGCAUCCACCACAGGUGCACAGACGGCCUAGCACCCCAGCGGUGCAUGGGCAAGCUGCCAAAGGGGUUUCGGCGUUACUACAGCUCCCCCUUGCUCAUCCAUGAACAGUUUGGAUGCAUUAAAGAAGUUAUGCCCAUUGCCUGUGGCAAUAAGGUGGACCCUGUCUACGAGACCCUUCGCUUUGGCACUUCCCUGGCCCAGAGAACGAAGAAGGGCAGCUCUGGCAGUGGCUCUGAUUCACCUCACAGGACCUCUACUUCAGACCUUGUGGAGGUUCCUGAAGAAACUGAUGGGCCAGGAGACGGGUAUGACCUAAGGAAACGCAGCAACAGUGUGUUUACGUAUCCAGAAAAUGGCACUGACGAUUUCAAAGACCAAGCAAAGAACAUAAACCACCAGGGACCUCUUUCCAAAGACCCAUUACAGAUGAACACCUACGUUGCCUUGUACAAAUUUGUACCACAAGAAAAUGAAGACUUGGAAAUGAGGCCAGGAGACAUAAUUACUCUUCUAGAAGAUUCCAAUGAAGACUGGUGGAAAGGGAAAAUUCAAGACAGGAUCGGCUUCUUUCCAGCCAACUUUGUUCAGAGAGUACAACAAAACGAGAAGAUUUUUAGAUGUGUUAGAACCUUCAUUGGCUGUAAGGAGCAGGGGCAGAUAACACUGAAAGAGAACCAGAUCUGUGUGACUUCAGAAGAAGAACAAGACGGCUUUAUCAGAGUGCUCAGUGGAAAGAAGAGAGGCCUUGUCCCCCUCAAUGUCCUGGAAAAUGUCUGAUUGCUGACCCCUCCUCCUUGUGCAGCAGACCAGCUCUGCUGUGAUGCCGAUGCCGUCUGCUCAUCUCACUGUGUCCACCCAGAGGAGCUGUCGCACUGACCCGGCCCCCCACCCCGGAAACAGGGAGACAAGACUGGAGGAUCUGAGACUGUAGAGCAGCAGAGGGCCCAACACAAAGCGCAUCCAGGCUGCUAGAGGUGGGGAUGAGGCUGAGAUUCGGCCAGCAUACCUGGGGGGCAGCAGGGCCCUAGGCCACAGCUGCCCCAGGACUCGGCUCCUUCCCUGCCCGUGUGGUAUAAGUCAUCCGGCUGGAGGGUGCUCCAGUCUAUGGUGUGGCCCCAGCGCGAGGUUCAGUUCUGUGUAACCGAGUGUUGUUCUGGUUCCAGACCUUUGUCCCCAGUACUGCCCAAUCAGCAUCAUCACACUUCAGACUCUAAGCAGUCAGUCUCUCUGUGGAGACUCCAGCUCCCAGCGUUCCAGGGAUUAUUCCUUCUCCUCAAUCCUCCCAGCAGUCCUGGUGACGUGCAUCAGAUGUGAGGGCUGAGUUGACCUGGCACCAAUGGCAAAGAUCUGAGGGCUGCUUACAGGCAGUCCUGGCUGCUCUGGUUACCAAUAGAGGUAACCAGAUCUGAGGCACAGAUAGAAGCAGCGAGGAGCAUUGGGGGUAAGGGGGACAAAAAUCCCUUAUUUAUUGAGGAUGAUACAGUCCUUUCAGUUAUAAAGUCCUUUCCCAAAGGAUAGGGAUCUGGGAGAGAGAAUGUGGAGAAAAGCAUCCAUUUUCAUUUUAUAGCCUCUGUAUUGGGGACAGCAUUUUCCCCUUAUGCCAUCCUGGAGGAAUCUAUUUUGGAGGUGGAGCUCAUCUUGCAGGGAACCAGGAACAGGGAGGGGAACCAAUAACAGCAUAUUAGAAGAAAUUGGAACGCAUUUUUUCUUAGGUCAGUAUAUCAUACCCCAGCAGGCAUACAAUAGAAAGGAAUCCUUAAUGCUUCAUCCCUCUGAAAGCAGAGGAAUUUGGGGCCUAUUUAGCAUCAUCAAGGGGAGUCUAGAAUCUCUAUUACUCUGUACUUGUACUAAUGUUUACAAGAAUACAAUAUACUGUGAUGCCUUCCUCCUCAAGCCUCCUCCUAGCGUUCACACUUGCAUCCUAGAAGUCAUUCACAUGGUUAAACUUCAAUUCACAAUGACCUUGGAAUCAAUGUCAGUUUGGUUUAUUUUGUUACAGAGCAAUAAAAUCAUUAGAAUAAUUGGUUUUUAAAAGACUUAAGUGGAUGCAUCCUGUGCAUGUAAGCAUUAUUUCUCAAACCAAAGCAUCAUUAGUCUCCAUUUAUUUCUUUUGCUACUGCUCAGCAUGAAGUUGGGAGCUGAGAUGGGGUGGCUGCUGGUUUCACAGUAGUUUGGAUGCCUUACUCUCAUUUUAAAGCCAGCAUCCAGAGUUUCCUCCCUUUCUGAAACAACAGGCAAACCCAGGUGGAUAGAGUCAAAAUGGAUUCUUUGAAAGCCCACACAACUGCCUUUCUGUAACAGUGAAUGCCGAGUAUCAAUGCUCUUUGCCUCUAAUUGAAUUUUCCAUAUAAUAAAGACAACACAGUGGCUGGAAGGAGCAUAGAAAACAUGUGUCCUGAUCUCUUCUUUCUGGGCCAUAUCCAGGGAAUUAUUUUUAGUACAAUGGUGUCCAAUUUGCAUUUUUAAAACAUCAGUUUGCCUUUUUAAGUUGAAUGGAAGGAGACUGUAGUGUCCAGCCUCCAAGAUGGUUCCCCAUGAUACCUACCUCCUGAUGUUCUUCCUUUUGUGUAGCCUCUUCCCAGAUUGAAUCAGGGCUGAUCUCAGGUGGCCAAUGAAAUACAGUAUAGGUGAUACUACAUGACUUCAGUGUGAGGUCAAAAAAAAAAUCUUUGCAACUUCUGCCUUGAUCUUCUGGAACACUCGCUGAGACCCCAUGUAAGUUUACCUACCCUGAGGCCAUAUGCAAGAAAGACCCAGAGAAGACAGCACACCUUUCAACAGCUGAGGUCCCAGACAUCGUAUAGUAACUAUGAAUCAUCUUUGCCGAACCCUGCACACACUACAGAGUUAUGAGCAAGGUAAAUAGGGAGGAUAUUUUUUUUAGUCACCAAGUUUCAGAGUUAUUUGUUAAACAGAGACGGUGGAAUGAAUCUGACACAACUUUACUAUGUACAUAUAUGAAUACACCACAGUGAAACUCAACAUGAUGUACAUCCCCAUGACUGGGAUUAUAAUUAGAAUAAAAUAUAUGCCAUGUUUGUAUAAAUAUGUGAAAAAGACUCUACUGUCAUGUAUAAGUAAGAAGAACAAAUAAAUUUUUUUUU